AUGUUNAUCGCCGUGAACACCACAGAUUGUAACACACUUACAAUUCUUUCAUCAUGGGGUGGUGAACGUUAUGAUCCCGUGAUUUUACCGUUAACAACAGUAAUUACAAUUGGUUACACAGGAAAUGCAUGGUUAGGUGCUCUUUACAAUGAUACCAAUGGUUGGUGGGCUGUUGUCAAUCGAUUAAAUUUAGCUUUGAGACCUGAUGGUUAUAUUAAUAGUAGUCCAGUAACAACAACAUUACCUGUUGUUUUAUAUCCAAUCAAUGUACGAAUUAUUCAUGUUAUUCAAAUGGCAGAUAAUGAUGGAACGGAUAUUUUACAAUGUCGUCGAGCCAAUUCGAAUUCAUCGGGAAAUUUUAAUCAAGUUGAUGAAUGCGAAGGUAUUUGUUAUGGAUUACCAUCUGGAACAAUUUUAACUGGAUCGAAUUGUACAUUAUCAUUUACUUUACCAAUGGCGAAUAUUUAUUAUGCAUGUGCUGUUCAAAUUGAAGAUUAUUAUAAUACUGCAGCUACAAAUCCAAUGAGUUCAGUUCCAAUUCAAUUUUUAUUUUAUGGAUAUACACCUUCUGGUACUGCAUGUUCACAACGUCCUCAAAUUAUUGGUGAUCGGCCAAAUAGAGCUUGUAUCGGAGUUCCGAUUGGUGUUCAAUUGAAUGAAACUGUUAUUGUUCAAACAUAUUGUCCUGGUCAAACUAUUAUCGAUUUCAUCACAAGUUCUCCACUUGGAAUGAUGCAUAGUUCAAUCAUACAAACAGGUUCUUUUUUAUACACGAUGACAUUAACAUGGACACCAAUAGCAAAUCAAGCUGGUCCUCAGGGAUUUUGUGCUGGUGCUGUUGAUAAUAGUAGUUUACAAUCAGAUCCAUGGUGUAUUACAUAUUUAGUUGAUUAUACAUCACCAGAUCUCAUUCGUCCGACGGUUGUACAAGGAUCAGCAAGUCCUGUUGGAACAGUUUUUGCCAAUCAAUCAAUGUUUUCAAUUCAAGCCACAAGUUUAGUUGGUCGUCCAACUCGUAAUGGAACAAAUGUUUGUUUUAACGAUGCUGCAACGAAUAACACAGUUUUCUGUUAUGAUGCCGGUUAUUCAGCAAAUGUUAUUUAUACAGGAUAUACCAUUGUUAUCAUCACUAAUUAUACAUGGACACCCUANAAAGGCGGAAGCUUCAGAAAUUUCACAAAUUUGAUCACUGCUGAUUUCGGAUCAAUAUUAGCAUUCAUUAAAUCAAAUAGCCAGAACGAAACACUGACAAGUUCAUCGGAAGAUGAAACGAUUGCACCGUCCCCAUCAAAAUAUGUCGCAGCGAACACAUCCGUGGUGGAAUUAUCAUCCAAGGACAUAGAAUUAUUGGAUAUCAUUACGACCUGUAAACAAAUAUUGAGAUACGUGAAAUUGACAAGUUUGAAUAAACCAAUUCAAGAUGCCGGUGGCGUUGCGUUGAAACAAGCUACGGUAGUUCGAUGGUUAUCCAUGUCAAACUUACUGGAAUCGAUUGAGUCGUCCAUUGAUUAUCUCAGAUCAAUCCUCGCUAAAUCAACAAACAGUAGACAAUCGAUCAAGCUUAAUAAAAUAAAUGUUGAUGGACAGAAGGAUUUGAUUUGCCUUUUAUCGGUUUUCCGAGAUGUUUCCUUGUUAAUCCAAACCGGCAACCGCUCGUCAUUGCACAUGGCGUACAUUGCUAUGAAUAAAUUGGAACAUCACCUGAAUGGGACAGACGUGGACAAAGAAGGUGAAUCAAUCACACUGAAUGAUCGACACGAAGCUGCGGCAGUUCUUCAUCCAUUAUAUCGGAAAUUAACAUUUGCUUCGGCUCAGUGGAAAACUAUGGCACAUUUAUUUAUUCGGCAACAAAUUGAUGAUAUACUUGGUGUCGAUUAUUAUGAUCAAACAUUGCUGUCCGGGCCAGCAAAGAAUAAGCACAAGUCGAUGGAAGGUCAGUUUGCUGAUCCGGAUGACGUUAAUGUUGACAGUGAAAAUGACUUAAUCUCAGCGUCAGCAUCGAAGAAUGAUGAAUUAGACAAAUAUUUACGGAUGAGUAUCGAUGAUAUUUACAAACACCCUCAAUCCAUUGCCAUUUUGGAAGGACAAAGAGAGCAAGUUUCCAUGUUUAUCACUGAUUGCUCGUCGCCUCUUCUCUAUUCCUGUUACAUCGGUAGCUGUCGAAAGAUCUUUCUCUGCUGCAGGCUUAGUAGUCACAGAACGUCGUUCUUCUCUUGA
Adineta ricciae is the source of this 2217-nucleotide messenger RNA. NCBI's taxonomy places the organism in Eukaryota, Metazoa, Rotifera, Eurotatoria, Adinetida, Adinetidae. The record is from the annotation of a GenBank genome assembly.